This is a messenger RNA of Gongylonema pulchrum, 207 nucleotides long. Lineage: Eukaryota; Metazoa; Nematoda; Chromadorea; Rhabditida; Gongylonematidae. The record is from the annotation of a GenBank genome assembly.
AUGCGCGGCUCACCGGCAUCAACGCACGAUAGCGAAAUCAGCGACAUAACAUUGUUUGUUUCUUUCCGGAUGAAACUCGCUGAUUUUCAAUCAUUUAUCGAUGUUUAUCUAUCCGAGGAAGGCGGUAGGGUGCAAACAAAGGGCUGCGAGAAAGCGAGGGAAACUGAAAGUGGUGCUAUCUUCACAGGCGCUGCAAAAAUGCAGUAG